UGUUGACGUCCAUUGCCUCAUGAUUUCUGCGAUGAGUGAGCCAUUAAGUCCUACGAGCGCAACAAGUACCACCUUCAGCACAUCCCCCGAUCAACCAGCGAUUCCUCUGGAUGUAGGAGAUGUUGCUGGAGUACAUGGUCGAAUUCGAUUUAAGCACGAGACCGGUGGGCAGACGCGCGAUGCUGCUUGGUUGGAUAAGGAGAGGGCCCAGCUUCAAGCUUAUGAGUAUCUUUGUCAUAUUGGAGAAGCGAAAGAGUGGAUCGAGGCUUGCAUCAAAUUCCAAAUUGCAUCUAUAGGAGAAUUGGAAGAAGAGUUACGAAACGGCAUUGUGCUGGCACAUUUAGCCAAGUCUUUUCAGCCGGAAGCCGUCAAAAAAAUCUUUGAGGACCGCACGCGAUUGCAAUUCCGACACUCAGACAACAUCAACUAUCUCUUCGAAGCGAUGCGGAAAGUGGGCUUACCAGAUGUGUUCUUUUUUGAGCUUACUGACUUGUACGAUAAAAAGAACAUUCCGAAAGUCAUCUACUGCAUUCACGCACUAAGUCAUCUCCUGUCAAAGCGAGGGCUGGCACCCUCCAUGAAAAAUCUAGUCGGCCAGCUGACUUUCACUGACGAACAAUUGGAUGCUACGCAACAGUCUCUUGAGGAAGCCGGUGUAUCGAUGCCUGCAUUUAAAAGCGUUGGUGAUGCAUUGUCGAAGGAGCUCGCAGAGCCUAUACCAGAACCUGUCUUGACUGAGGAGCAGAAGCGGCAGAUAUACUUGGCCGAGCACGUCGAUAAAGUUGUGCGAUUGCAAGCAGAAUUCCGAGCUUACAUUGCGCGAAAGAACUAUCAACAGUUGCUUACCGAUUACCGUGCGCAUCAAGCUAAACAGGCGGAAAAAAAGGAGAAGGAAUAUUUGGCCAAUAUCAUUCGCGCUCAAGCACUCGUUCGAAUGCACCUGCAGCGAAAGAAAUAUCUUGAAAAGCGACGCACAUAUGCGGAGAAUGAAAAUUCCAUUGCAAGACUUCAAGCGGUAUGGAGAGGACGCAAGAUGCGAGAGGCAUAUAAGAACAAGCUUGCAGAAAUACACGGAAAAGAGCGCGUCUGGACAAAGAUUCAAGCAAAGUACAAAGGUCGAAAGCAACGGCGGCGCUAUUUGGAGCGUACAAACUAUUUGAAAGCUCAAGGGGAUUCGGUGGCCAAAAUUCAAUCAAUGUGGAGAGCAAAGAGAUUCGCAAAAGCUUACCAUGCCUUGGCGCGGUUGGACGACCCAAACGUCAAUGUUUUGCGAAACUUCCUGGAUCUGCUCGACGACACCGACAAUGACUUUGAAGAGGAUACUGAGGUUGAUCGACUACGCCAACUCGUCGUCAAGCGCAUCCGGGAGAACAUCACUUUGGAAGGAGAGGUUGCGGAUCUUGAUACGAAAAUCUCCCUCCUCGUACGAAAUCGCAUUUCUCUCGAGGAAGUUAUUCACUUCACCUCCAAGAAGAUGCGGCAAGCCCUUAAUGUUACCAAGUCUCAGGAGAAAGAUCUGCAAGGGGCCAUUAAUCUUCGAGGGAAGGAUAAAGAGAGCCGAUCCAAGCGCGAACACUAUGAAGAACUAUUCUAUUUACUGCAAACCCAGCCACAGUAUCUGGCUAGACUUGUUUUUACCAUGAACAAGAUGAGCGGUAACACUGCAACAAAGUUCUUGACGAAGGUGGUACUGUCGCUGUACGGUUAUGCUCAAGACAGACGGGUGGAAUCGCUUCUGUUGAGUUUGUUCCGGGAAGCAAUCAAACUUGAGGUGGAGGACAUCACCAGCUUGGAUGAAUUCUGGCGUGCAGAUCCCUUCUUUAUUAAGCUUGUUGUUGAUUACACACGGCGUGGAGGAAACGCAGAUUAUCUCCGAAAUUUGGCACAACCUUUUGUCAAAUCCAUCCUUAACAAUCAAGACCUUAACUUGGAGACAGAACCACUUGCGAUUUACAGAACCUUGAUUGCAGCGGAGGAGAUCCAAACAGGAAAGAAAAGCCAGCGCCCCUACGACGUGACAUCAAAGCAGGCUGCGGAGGAUCCCGAAGUGCAGAGAAUCCAAGUUCAACACAUUGCGAAACUAAAGCAGAUUACUGGGGAAUUCGUAUCGGCUCUAUCCCGGUCGACCAAGGACAUGCCUUUCGGUCUGCGAUAUAUUGCCAGGCAACUUAAGGAAGCAUUACAGAAAAGGUUCCCCGGAAACGAUGAUGAAAUCGUACGACUCGUUGGCGGCAAUUUCAUCUACUACCGUUACAUUAGUCCCGCUAUCAUUCAGCCCGAGCAGUUCGAAGUUAUUGACAUGUCGGUUGCAUCGGCCCUUUCACCUACGCAACGAAAGAAUCUGGCUGAGAUUGCAAAAACCCUCCAUCAGAUGUCGGUCGGAAAAGGUUUUCCCAAUGAUGAUCCCAACCUGGCGGAGCUGAAUCCCUACAUUUCUGAAAAGUUUAAGACCUUCAUGACCAUUUUUAAAGAAGCGACGACGGUCGAUGCUGAACUGGAGGAUGAAUACGCUGAAGCAAUGAGCGAGUACGCUAGUAUGGCACAGAAACAGCGACCGACAGUUAAACUAUCCUCUGGAGAAAUUUUCCAACUUCACAAAACAUUGGUUGAAAAUCUGGAUGAUGUGGCGGAUGAUGCAAAGGAUAAUCUACGUUUAGUGCUUGCAGAUUUGUCUCCAGUUCCAACGGUUGUUGAUGAUUCUGGUCCUGAGAUUGAACUCCGCCUUCGAAAUAGGUUCCCCACCCUUGAAGACGAACGCGAUGCCCGAGUGAGACUCUUAUGGAACGAAGCAAAACGCUACAUUAUGGCUGUCAUUCGAGUACAAACAGGGAAGAAUCUCCUUGACAUUCUCGAAGCUCCCGUAACCGAGAAGGAAGAGUCUAUAUUCCAAGAAUACUUGGCUUUAGAAGCACAGCAGCUGGACGCCAAAAAAGAAUUCCAGUCAAGACAAUUGAAUCAAAGCAGAGAUACUCUGAAUGCUUCCGGAAGCAUGACGGGGAGCAGUCAAGGUCUUGCGGGAAGUGUUAAUAAUUUGGCGGGCGCUCGAAACAGUGUCGGCAGCCGUGGUUUAUAUGCGAGUCAAUCGAGCUUACUGAAAGGUGAAGGGGGAAGCACGACCUUCUUCAGCCUCAAACGUCGAGCUUUGGAGAACAUGGCAAAACUUGAAGCAGAAGGCCAAGUCACAAAAUCCAAUCAAUAUCAAGACAUGCUCAACUCGAUCGCUAAAGACAUGCUUACAAAGUCUCGACGAAGAUCACGACGCCGGAAAGAAUUGCUGUCUUUGCGAAAUACACUCAAAAAUCUGGAAGAGAAGGCGGUUUACCUGGAAGAUCAAAAGAAAUCGUAUCACGACUACAUCAGUGCAUGCAUGUCACAACUUGGAAACAAGAAACACAAAGGCAAACGUCCUUUACCAUUCACCCGCCAAUAUGCACACCAGCGGGCUCUGGCAAAAUCAGGAAAAGUACCAAAGUUUGGCUCCUUCAAAUAUACUGCAGCGGAACUACACCGUAAAGGCGUGUUGAUAUCUCUCGACGACGUCUCUCCAAGCAAAUACGGACAAAUAACACUCACCAUCUCCUCUGACGAGGCCGGUAUUUUCAACAUUGAGGCCGCGUUUUUCGGUGUCAAAAUGCAAGAUAAGAUGGAGCUACGACUGGAGGAUUUGUUGGCCGCUCAAUACAAUAACGAAACGGUCAUAACGUUAAUGGAAGGGGCCAAGAUCAAUCUCAAUCUCCUGAUUUUCCUGUUGAACAAAAAGUUCUAUGUAUAAAAUAAUUCUAUAUGUCCAUUAUGAUUCCGCAUACCGACAUAGUCAUAGUACAUUCCCUAAAAUAAGAAGCGCAUCAUCGUACAGUGA
Spizellomyces punctatus DAOM BR117 is the source of this 3859-nucleotide messenger RNA. RefSeq lists its product as uncharacterized. Gene Ontology annotation, molecular function: actin filament binding; GTPase activator activity; calmodulin binding. Gene Ontology annotation, cellular component: mitotic actomyosin contractile ring; cytoplasm. Gene Ontology annotation, biological process: regulation of actin cytoskeleton organization; regulation of GTPase activity; mitotic actomyosin contractile ring assembly actin filament organization. Bases 20 to 3772 code for a protein of 1250 amino acids. The record is from RefSeq and is a predicted model, not a curated record. The transcript is spliced from 22 exons. NCBI's taxonomy places the organism in Eukaryota, Fungi, Chytridiomycota, Chytridiomycetes, Spizellomycetales, Spizellomycetaceae.